AUGACUCGCUUGAUGGCCGGCAAGACCAUCGCUGUCCUUUGCCUUGUGGUGGCGGUCAUCACACCGCCAUCAGCAGCAGCACUAGCAGCACCGACAACAGCAAAUGCAGCCAAUGCAACCACAGAGACAGCCGCCUGGCUCCUCAGUGGACCUUGCUCCCGUGCACAACAAGAGCCAACGGCUUGGGUGGGCGUGGGAUGCAGCGCACAAGCAGACUCAUGUACCAGCGUCCGCUCAUCGAUUCACGCGCUGCUCCGAUCCAUCCAAUCCCGCGAGCAGCACUGCGCCUCUAGCGGCAACGGUGACAGCGAAAAGAACGGCUCCACUGAGCUCUCUCACUUGCGAACUAUCGAGGCGUUUGUCAACCAGUACUGUCCUCCUCCAACACCUCCAUCAUCACCGCCACCGGCACCACCUCGGCUGCCAACUCAGCCACCACGGGACCUGGAGCUGGAGGUGCAGCGCGUGCGGCGUGCCAGCACAACCACGAAGUUAACAACGACCACGACAACAACAAGCACGACAACCACAGUGUCAACAAGGCGUGCACGACGGUUUACAAAUCGCGCUGUUGUAUGCACCCUCACUCGGUCGCUGUCCACUCCAUACGACUGCACCAACCCUCGUCGUGAUGCGGUUCGGAUGUUGCUUAAGAUUGAAGGAAACGGCUCUCCUCUGCCCUCUUGGGAUGAGAGCUCGCAGCUCACGUUCCAAUCCAACACAGUUAAUCCCACAACCCCCACGAACCUCAUCAUCGAAGGGUCUGUGUUCCUGGAGGACCUGGUGUGGCUGCUUCAGUUUCGCUGGGAUACGGUCACCAACAUCACCAUCCGCGGCUAUGAGGGCGUCGAGUUUCCGCUCGCUGUCCUAAAUGCCAUGACCAACGUGCACACCAUCGACCUUGCAGGCAACGACAUCACGCGCCUCGUGCCCACAAACGCGGCUGUUGACAACAAGAACUUUACUCUCGGCGACAGCAUCACCACCCUCGAUGUCACCCGCAACAGCUUGAGUGAGCUGCCACAAGCCACGCUCGCUGCUAUGCCCAAUCUCACGCACCUGACUUGGGACGGCAACCAGCUUGCCGAAAUCGAACCGGGCGUAUUUGCUGCAACAACAAACCUCACCACUCUCUCCUUACGCGAUAACCGCAUAUUGAAUGUUGUUGCAGGCACGUUCGCUCACCUUAACUCACUGCGUGACCUUGACCUCAGCGAUAAUCGCAUUUCAAGUGUUGCAGUGGAUGCCUUUGCCGGCCUUUUUUCCGUGGUUGUCCUUCAUCUCAACGAUAAUCGCAUAUCGAGUGUAGUUGCGCACACCUUUGCUGACCUUGUCUCCCUGCGUGAGCUGGACCUCAGCAACAACCGAAUCUCCAGCAUUGCUGCCUUCGCCUUUGCUGGUCUGACGUCUCUGGUGGAGCUUCACCUCGGCAACAAUACUGUCUUCGAGGUUGUUGCCGAUGCGUUCGCCGAUCUUUCGUCUCUGCCCAAGCUUGAUCUCAGCAACAAUCGAAUUUCAAACGUCUCUGCACUUGCCUUUGCUGACCUUACAUCCCUCACGGAGCUGCGCCUCAGCAACAAUCGCAUCUCUAGUAUUGUUGAGAAUGCCUUUUCGGGCCUCACAUCUCUCAUGACACUGGACGUCCAUUUCAAUCGCAUCUCCACACUCGACGAGAACGCGCUGAUCUCAACUUUCAAGCUCGAAAGCCUUAACCUCGACCACAAUCCCGUCGACACCUUCCCACCACGACUGUUCGUUAAUCUGACUCGCCUUAGCCAUUUGCGGCUGACAAGCACACGCGCCACUACGUUGCCAACAAGCCUGUUUGAGCACAACACACGGUUGCGAGAGCUGUGGCUGUUUCACAACAGGUUCACGGAGAUUGAGGUUGGCACCUUUGACAAGCUCACCCGCCUCGUCUUCCUCACGCUCACGGGCAACGACAUCACGCACCUCCCUUCCAUGCUGUUUGCACGACUGACGCGCCUCAAAGAGCUCUACAUCUCCAACAACGACGUUCGAACCGUGGACCCAAACGCAUUUCGUGGGCUGGAGAGCCUUACCACCCUUACUCUCGUCAGAAACAGAAUCAACGAUCUCCACGCAGACACCUUCACCACCGCGACUGCAUUAGAGAACGUGGACCUGAGCGACAAUGAUCUUACCAUUCUGGACCACAACCUGUUUGGUAGCUCCCCGCGCCUGACUGAGCUUGUGUUGUCCGGCAAUCAUCUGACGCAAUUCGACCACUUGCCGCUGCCCGGACUCAAAGCCCUCCGCAUCCACGACAACCCACUCGUGGAACAGCCUGAUACAGGCAUCUUUCCCAGCCUCGCCACGUUGAGCAUGAACAACCACCAUGUGCCGUGGGUCAACUUCACGCUCGUGUUUGUGCUGCCAUACCUGACCACACUCGAGAUGAGCGCCGAUCCAAGCUUUGGGGUGGCGCGUAUGCUUCCCAUUCCAGAAAUUGAGGCACGCACUAUCAGCGCCACACCUGUUAACAAUGAUGACAGUGCAAGUGGUGAUCACAACAGCCUUCUGCCUCUGCGUGUGCUGGAUGUGCGGAACAUUGAACUGUUGUCGCAAUUUGACCAGGUUGCGCGAUCACAUCGCUUGCGUCUCACGCGAUUCGCUGCGGGCUGGCCGGGCAUGACCAACGCCACAAUCCCAUCCGAUUUGCUGUGCCAUGCACUCGACAAUAUCGUGGACGAGUUCACGCUGACCAACACUGGCUACACGAGCAUCGACCUGUGCCCAAACAACGAAUUCCGUGCCGUGUUCCUGCAUGAGAACGCACAUCUGCACACGGUACACAUCCACAACCCACUGCAGCAACUCAGCCUCUUUCGCUCUGAGAAGAUGGAGACACUGCUGCUGCCACGCGCCGACGUGAUUGACCUCUCCUACACAAACGUUGCAGCCAUUAGUCAGCUGUGUCAGGAAUGGGGUUUGCGGGCCUUGUUUUAUCGUGGGGUCCGCAACCCAUUGCUGAAAGAGCGCGGCCAGGAGCUGCUUCGGCGCUGCUUGCGGAAUGCUGAAGUGGCGACAGCAGAUGGUUGCGGAACCUCAACCAAAUCCAGGACGAAGUGCGCCGCCCAACCAUCCUCUCGGCACAGCAAUUUCAAGGAGAGGAUCGCACCAAUCUGCACAGCCGCUCAGUUGUGCCUGUCAUCACAAUGCAGAACACGCCUGUGCAGUGCCGCAUUGACUUUCUCAACCAGAACGUGCGGCCCGCUGAUCAACCGGAGACGAUCCAGUCCCAACUUGCCUACAAUUUCCGCUGCCAAUGUGGCAACGGGUACAUUGUUCGUGGUGGCGAGUGUGUGGAAGAGACAGAAAACGUCGCUGGCGUGGCUGCUGGCUCUGUACUUGGCGGCCUAG
Salpingoeca rosetta is the source of this 3384-nucleotide messenger RNA. RefSeq lists its product as uncharacterized. NCBI's taxonomy places the organism in Eukaryota, Choanoflagellata, Craspedida, Salpingoecidae. The coding region runs from base 1 to 3384 and encodes 1127 amino acids. The record is from RefSeq and is a predicted model, not a curated record. The transcript has 2 exons. Gene Ontology annotation, molecular function: protein binding.